AUGCUUUCAACACAGAAUUCCAGGACGCUCAUGAGCCACAUCAGACAUACCGAGGAGGAAUCGAUCACUUUUAGAGUUGGAGGCGUUGAAGCCUUGACUGCCAUGGACAAAGUAUUGGGAGAGAACGAGAUGACGCGUGGCUCUGGAUCUGGAUCGGACUACUCGGAUCAGAGUGCUUUCGAGGAGACAGACGAGUUUGGCAAAAGGUUGUUGCAACACCAGCGGGACGUGCAGCGUCUUAACAAUGCAUUGCGGCCUGGACAGCAGGCUUUCAGGAAGGCACGACCACGAAUAAGAUCGGGCAAUAGGCUAGCACAGACGGAUGGUGUAGCAGAGACUGGAAUCGGUGAAAGGCCAGGCAGUGCAGAGAGUGCAGUCUCAGAGCCAGCUGUGAACCCGCCUCGACAGUGGGCAACGAAAGCCAAGCCGCGUAGUGAGUGGCUCAGGAGGAAGCAUGCGGCGGCAGCAGAUGGUCUGGAGCCAGAUGCACACAGGGCGGACGAAGGCGUCAUAAUGCCUCAUGUAACGGCCUAUACUGGAGACGAGGACUGGAUUGCUGUAGCGGAGGAGCCAUUGGAUCCAAACGAAACCACACCACCUUCUAUGAGACGGCGAAGGAGGGAGUCAACACCCUCAUCCAUGCAGCAUAUGAAUACCACCAUCAACGGUGCUGAGGGUGGCGAAGAUCACGACUUUACAGCCGCGGAUCUACUUGCCUCGACGCCUGCAUUAAAUCGACGAAAUCGCCGGAUAGAUGAGCUUACCCGCCAAGAGAUAGCAUCGAUCGAGAAGCGAGGCGUCACAAAGCGCAACCUGGAGCAGAUUCUGGACCACACUACACUCAAGACAACUGAAGUGCGUCCAGUAUCAGCCCCUUCAGGCGAGUUUGUAAGCCCUCCACGACGAAGACGAAGUCUCAUGGCCAACAAAGAGAACCUCCCACCCAAUGGCGAAGUGAAUGGCACUUACAAAGGUGCCGAGACAGUCGGUUUGGUGAAUCGCACAGCGGAAGCCGUGACAUUCAAGAACGCACAGCGACCCGCACACAAGCGUACGGACUCUUACAACCUGCUUAAGAAGCUGGCUAGAGUUUCUAGUUUGUCUCCUAGUCCUGCGAAGCCACAAAAUGAGGAAGAGACCGCCGCUGUUGACAAGAGAACGAAGAGUGUACCGGAGCUGGACUUUGGGCCGCUGGGUGCGAAGAGUGCUAACAGUGACUAUCUUGCCAUGGCAAGGCCGAAGAGUGCUGGUGCUAAAUUUGCGGAGAAGAGACGCGAGCAGGAGUUGCUCGAUCGUGCGAACGAAGAACAGCUAGAGGUGCCUGUUGAGGAAGCGGGAGAGCAGCAUGACGAUGCACCUCCUGAACUCAAGAUCGACCCGCCAGAUAUCGAUGACAUGCCAGCGCCACAGCCUCCCGUGAAAGAUAGCAAGGCACCUCUAGUUACUGGUGCUUGGCUCGAUACUCCCGGACCUAUGACAGACUUGCGACCAUUACUGAAAACAACGGAUUCAGAGAUCAAUCGUGCGUUUGGAACACCAUCAGCUAUCGCCACCUUGGAGCCGAGGGAUGAUCCUUUGGGCAACGAUGGGAGGCGCAUAGUCAGCGAACCUGUCCUAGCCAAGUCCGCACUUGCAGAUGUGCUAAAGGAUGUCGUCAAUGAACCAGACUUGGAGCUUGGCGACACGACUAUACAAUCGUUAGAAGACAUUGUGGAUCCGGACACGGAAGUAACAGAUACUGUCGCAUCGAUGGACGUCACUGCAGUGGCGCAAGAAGUGAUCGAUGCUAUUGAUGCUGCGGAUGGUGCAGCCUCAGAUCCUCUCACUCAAGCCGAGAGGGAUAGGCGGCAAGAAAGGCUCGCGAUCGAAUCAAUGAACAAACAUCUCCGCGCUGCACGCACAAGCAUCAAAGAUGCGAAUAGAGGUCUCCGACGAGUCGAGAAUAAGAUCGAGACCGUGCAGGCUGCUUCCACGCCAAUAGCGCCCGAGACUAUCAUCCACAUCACGGACGAUGGCCGGCACAUCUGCCCAGCGUGCGGCUCCCAUCCUUCCGUACCACCACACUCAGCCUGGGGAGCGCUGUGGCGCGAAUUCACAUCCUGCUUCUACACCCUCCCUCCCACAAGCUCAACCACCGACCUCCUCUCCCGCCUCCGCAACAUCCACCUAACAUACCUCGGCCUCUUCUGCACCCUCUGGCUCCUCUGGUUCGCAGUCGAAAGCGUACUCUGCUACCACUACUGCCCCGUACUCUACGCCGACAAAAUGGUCGGGUACGGAGUCAAAGAGUGGAAUCCGCCUCAAUUCCCCUUCGUCAUACCCACCGUUCUAUUUCGGCCUUGGAAGCAUCUUUGGGGUCCUGUGGUACAGAGCCUCGGGUGGUGGGCUGGUACGGGAGUCAAUUGGGUGUUUGGCGAGGGAUGGGUGGACGUUACGGAGCCGGUGGUUGUGGUUCCGAAAUUGAGAAUGCCGACGAGGGGUUUAGGGUGGGCUAGUGCGGCUACGGCGAGUGCUGUUAGGGCUAGUGAGAGGGUUGUUUGGAGUGCUGUUGAGGCUGGAGAGGAGGUUGGGAGUAUUUGGGAUGAUGCGAUUAUGAUUCAGUAG
Messenger RNA from Recurvomyces mirabilis, 2604 nucleotides. RefSeq lists its product as uncharacterized. The record is from RefSeq and is a predicted model, not a curated record. The transcript has a single exon. Bases 1 to 2604 code for a protein of 867 amino acids. NCBI's taxonomy places the organism in Eukaryota, Fungi, Ascomycota, Dothideomycetes, Mycosphaerellales, Teratosphaeriaceae.